This is a messenger RNA of Populus euphratica (Euphrates poplar), 2356 nucleotides long. RefSeq names its product HIPL1 protein. NCBI's taxonomy places the organism in Eukaryota, Viridiplantae, Streptophyta, Magnoliopsida, Malpighiales, Salicaceae. The record is from RefSeq and is a predicted model, not a curated record. The transcript is spliced from 7 exons. Bases 116 to 2197 code for a protein of 693 amino acids.
GGUGCCGAUAUAUAGUUUUUUCAACUCCUUAGUAAUGUUGAAAUCCAAAAGAAUAGAGGACAGAGUUUGCUCAUUGGUGAUGUGAUUUUUCUUUCUACUCUCUAUGAUCUGAGAGAUGGACGGUAUUCCUUCCAUCAUCUUCUUGUUCUGUAACAUACUGCUUCUUACUCGUUAUGGUUCUUCAUAUCCGUUGUGCACUGAUUUAAGGUCUCCCUUUAUCCCGAAAUCACCUCUCGCUUUCUGUCAAUACAGUGGAAGUGUUUGCUGUAACUCCACUGAAGAUGUUGAGUUGCAGAAACAGUUUAAAUCAUUGAAUGUUUCUGGUGAUGGCUGUGCUUCUCUUCUGAAAUCAACACUCUGCUCAAGAUGUGAUCCGUUUUCAGCAGAGCUUUACAGAAUUGUAUCGGCUCCUCGUGUUGUUCCUGUCCUUUGCAACUCCACAGUUUCAGUAAACUCAUCCCAGUCCCUUGCCGCUACAGACUUUUGCUCAAAAGUUUGGGAUGAAUGCCAUAAUUUAUCCAUAUCAAAUUCUCCUUUCGCGAUAGACAAAGGUGAAUCUGUGGUUAAUUCUUCUUCCAAGCUGACGGAAUUAUGGGAGUCAAAGGGUGCUUUCUGUAAUGAGUUUGGAGGAGCUUCUGACGGUGGUUCAGUAUGUUUCGAUGGUGGACCAGUUUCACUAAACAGUUCUGAAAGUCCAAGUCUCCCUAGUGGUAUCUGCCUUGAGAAGAUUGCGAACGGAUCCUACCUUAAUAUGGUAGCUCAUCCUGAUGGGUCAAACCGUGUCUUCUUAGCAAACCAACCGGGUAAGAUUUGGUUGGCUACGGUUCCUGCUGAGGGAUCAGGAGAAACUCUAGGGAUUGAUGAAUCAAACCCUUUUCUUGAUUUGACCGACGAAGUAUAUUAUGAUACUCAAUUGGGGAUGAUGGGAAUAGCUUUUCAUCCAAAUUUUCAACAAAAUGGACGUUUCUUUGCUUCUUUUAACUGUGAUAAGGUAAAAUGGCCGGAAUGUUCAGGAAGAUGUUCAUGUAACUCUGAUAUGGGAUGUGAUCCUUCAAAGCUUCCCUCUGAGAAUGGAGCGCAACCUUGCCAGUAUCACAGCAUCAUAGCAGAGUUCAGUGCAAACGGUACCUCAUCGCAACCUUCCUUGGCAACAAGUGUGCAACCACUGGAAGUCAGAAGAAUAUUUACCAUGGGUUUGCCAUUUACUGCCCAUCAUGGUGGUCAGAUACUUUUUGGACCUGAAGAUGGAUAUUUGUACUUUAUGAUGGGAGAUGGUGGAAGUAUUGGUGAUCCUUACAAUUUUUCACAAAACAAGAAAUCAUUGCUCGGAAAAAUUAUGAGGCUGGACAUAGACAACAUUCCAAGUGGCCAAAUGAUCACUGACCUAGGCCUGUGGGGAAAUUACUCUGUCCCUGGAGAUAAUGCAUUUUCUGAAGACAAUGGAUUGGAGCCUGAAAUCUGGGCACUAGGAUUAAGAAAUCCUUGGCGAUGCUCUUUUGAUGCAGAGAGGCCUUCCUACUUUCUCUGUGCAGAUGUUGGCCAGGAUCAAUAUGAAGAGGUAGAUCUCAUCACCAAGGGUGGUAACUACGGAUGGCGUGUUUAUGAGGGUCAAGUUCUGUACCAUCCCCCAACUGCUCCAGGGGGGAAUACAUCUGUGAGUUCCAUAAAUCCAAUAUUUCCUGUAAUGGGAUACAACCACUCAGAAGUAAACAAUGAAGAAGGAUCUGCAUCAAUUACAGGAGGCUAUUUCUAUCGAUCAAUGACUGAUCCAUGCAUGCAUGGAAGAUACCUUUUUUCGGAUUUGUAUGCUGGAGCAAUAUGGGCUGGAACAGAGAACCCGAAAGAUAGCGGGAACUUCACAAGCACUAAGCUUCCUGUUAGUUGUGCCCAUGACACUCCUAUCCCAUGCACGCCGGCAGCAGGGAGUUCUUUCCCUUCACUGGGAUUCACAUUCUCUUUUGGUCAGGAUAACAGGAAAGACAUGUUCAUUUUAGCCAGCAGUGGUGUAUACAGAAUAGCUCGUCCUAGCAGAUGCAGUUACGUUUGCUCAUUGGAGAAUGUCACAGCUCCUGUUCCCUCCUCCCCUUCCCCUUCUGCCGGAGAACGUCUCAGCAAACCACUAACAGUGCUGCUAAAUAUUCUUUCCUCUGCUUCGUUGUUGAUAUUAUUGAACUUUCAACAUAUAUUAUAUCUGUAAUCAGAGGUGCUUCGUAGAUUCAUGCAUGACAUGAAAUUAUUUAUAUAUAUAUAAAACAGAAGCAACUGAUAAUUAGAAAAUCUCUUUCCAAAUUUUCUGGCGAUGGAUAAAGCGUGUGUUACGUAACACGGGUGUUAAUCAGAAUUGAGAUGAACAGUU